Molecule: messenger RNA, 480 nt
Organism: Lactuca saligna
Lineage: Eukaryota; Viridiplantae; Streptophyta; Magnoliopsida; Asterales; Asteraceae
Source: the annotation of a GenBank genome assembly
AUGCUAGGGUUUUCUUCAUCAGAGGUUCUGGUCGAUCCGCAAUCAAUUUCUUCAUCUGUGAUUCAGGAUAUGUUCUACCAAAUGGGGUAUUUGGAAAACCUCUCUCUCAUAUCAAAGUUAAAAAAGCCCAACCUGCCUACUAUGUUGAAUGAGUUUUUCACUGUACUGUUUAAGAGAUUCUCAGUGCACUCGAAGAUCUCAUGUGGUUGCUUCUGGUCAAUUAUUGUUCAACGUGCAAUUGUUAACCAUCAGAUACAGGUACAAUAUAUCUCUGUGAUCGCUGCGAUUCCAAUCUUUCACACUUCCAACUUUAUUGUGUCCGAUCCUACCAAGUUCGACUUCAUAGGAUCCAUUCCGGAAGCUAUGCUACUCAAAGUUCCAACAAACAAUGUACUUAUCAGUGAGUAUCGUAAGAAGCCUGCCUCAGAUUCUCGUCCUAUGCCUGAAGAUUUGCGAAGGGCACUUGAAGAGGGAAACUAG